AUGGCCCCUGCUCUUGCCGUUAAUCGAGAUCUCGCCGCCGCAUCUCCGGAGAACGCUCCGGCGAAAGGACGCGCUUCCGUGUACAGCGAAGUCCAGUCUAGCCGUAUUAGCAACGCCCUUCCGUUGCCUUCUGUGCUGAAAGGAGCUUUCAAAAUCGUCGAAGGUCCCGCUAGCUCCGCCGCCGGGAAUCCAGGUGAGGCCUCGGGAUUGUGA
Messenger RNA from Thlaspi arvense, 213 nucleotides. The record is from the annotation of a GenBank genome assembly. NCBI's taxonomy places the organism in Eukaryota, Viridiplantae, Streptophyta, Magnoliopsida, Brassicales, Brassicaceae.